AUGGUUUCAGCAUACACCAGCAACGGCUCCGAGGGCGAGACGGAGAAGAUCAACACCAACAUUGUGACGCUCACCCGGUUCUUGACUGAAGAGCAAGUCAAGCACAAGGAGGCCACCGGUGACUUUACGCUCCUCUGCCACGCCCUCCAAUUCUCCUUCAAGUCCAUUGCCUACUACAUCCGCCGCGCCACCCUCGUCAACCUCACCGGCCUCGCCGGCAGCUCCAACACGACAGGCGACGACCAAAAAAAGCUCGACGUCAUCUCCAACGACCUCUUCAUCGAGGCUAUGCGCUCGUCGGGUAAAUGCGCCUUGCUGGUGUCGGAAGAAGAGGAGGAAGUAAUCUACUUUAAAGACGCCAAAGACGCGCGCUACGCCGUAGCCUGCGAUCCAAUCGACGGCUCCUCCAACCUCGACGCUGGUGUUUCCGUCGGGACAAUCUUUGCGAUUCACAAGCUGGCUGAGGGGUCGACGGGAACAAAAGAAGACAUCCUCAAGCCCGGGACGGAGCUUGUCGCGGCGGGGUUCACCAUGUACGGUGCGUCCGCCCAGCUGGUGAUUACGAUGAAGGGGGGGAGCGUGAACGGGUUUACGCUGGAUAACGGGGUGGGGGAGUUCAUCCUGACGCAUCCGGACAUGAGGCUGCCGAAGAAGAGGAGUAUUUACAGUGUGAAUGAGGGGAAUAGUUUGUAUUGGGAGGAUAAUGUGAAGGAGUAUUUUAAUAGUCUGAAGGAGGCGAAGGAGGAGGGGGGGAAGCCGUAUAGUGCCAGGUAUAUCGGGAGCAUGGUGGCGGAUGCGUACAGGACGUUGCUUUAUGGGGGGGUGUUUGCCUACCCGGCGGACAAGAAGAGUCCGAAGGGGAAGUUGAGGAUUUUGUAUGAGUGUGCGCCGAUGGCGAUGGUUUUUGAGAACGCUGGUGGCCAGGCGGUUGACAGCCAGAUGAGGAGAUUGAUGGAGGUGGUGCCGGAGCAUAUUCACGACAAGAGUGGAAUUUUCAUGGGCAGCUGGGAUGAGAUUGAGAAGGUCAAGUCCUUCCACAAGUGAGGGGUAUGACAAGAACAUCAUGACAUGAUUGAAGCGAUGGAAGUCAAGUUUGGGUAUUUCUUUUUUUUUUCUUUCUCAUUUUACUACACAUGCAUUCACCACGAGGUGUUUUUUUUUUCUCUUUUUUUUUUCUUUUUUUUGGUAAUCUUUCAAUGAAUGAAUUCGAUAUCAUGAGAAUGUUCCUUGGUGUUUGAUGUGUAAUGUCUCGUGCUCUUCUGAGAACAUGGAAUCGGACUGGACACCGGCCCCCGCGGUGAAACCGUUCACAAGUGGUGUGUGUGUAUGCAGGUACUAUUUGACCAUCAGAGUCAAUCGCUUGAACCUAAAGCAAAACAACUUCCUGACCGUUAUUUGUCGAUGUUGAGGCUGUCUCCUUCACCACGAAAUAGUUGACACACAAAAAGUAUGUUCACAUGCCUUAAAUAAUAGUUUAUAGGCCUAUGGAACUAUCCUGUAUGGGCAUGUUAACCUACUUUAAGUAUCCUCAAUUAUCU
This is a messenger RNA of Podospora pseudocomata, 1538 nucleotides long. RefSeq names its product Fructose-1,6-bisphosphatase (gene FBP1). The transcript has 4 exons. The record is from RefSeq and is a predicted model, not a curated record. Gene Ontology annotation, biological process: gluconeogenesis; sucrose biosynthetic process; fructose 6-phosphate metabolic process. Lineage: Eukaryota; Fungi; Ascomycota; Sordariomycetes; Sordariales; Podosporaceae. Gene Ontology annotation, cellular component: cytoplasm; cytosol. Gene Ontology annotation, molecular function: fructose 1,6-bisphosphate 1-phosphatase activity. The coding region runs from base 1 to 1044 and encodes 347 amino acids.